AUGCACAACCAGAUCACGGCUUCGACGGGCAUGGACCAGGAGAGCCCCCUUGCGCCUGACAACACCUAUGCUAAUGAGAGCUGGGUCAACAUGAAUUCUUUUCAACAACAGACCACGAUACCCGAUUAUGGAGGCGGAUAUGGAUUCAUGCCUCCCAUCACCCACGGCCUACCCUUGCCCUCAGAAUCUCUCGGCAGGAUGCCGCCGCCGCCUUCGCAGCCCGUCCACCAGACCCCAGCUACUCACACGCAACUGCCAAUGCUCAUGAUGCCUCCUCAUACGACAUGGCCGAGUAUGCUGACGAACCCGAACAACUACGGCCCGCCGCACUCCGCUCCACCUGUCGCCAUCCCUUCUCUAGCAGCCCCACUCAAGAUGGCAAAAUUGCCCGCGAUCCAGACUACAUCACAGCCGAGGAAGACCUUGACAGACGAAAACCGCCGGGAGAUGUGUAAAUAUGCCGAGGAGAACCCCAACGCCAAGCAGACUGACAUUGGCGCCGUCUUUGGCGUCGAAAGGAGCACCGUAUCCAAGGUUUUGCGAAACAAAGACAAGUACCUUAACUCGGAGGGGCGGAGUAGCUCUCCGGUCAAGCGCCCUGGCAAGGGGAAAGGCGCAGAUGUUGAAAAGGCUUUGACAAAUUUUGUCAAGAAUCUGAGAAAAGACGGCGUUGAAAUAACAAGCGAGAUGCUCAAGGAGAGGGCGGCCACGUUUUCUAGUCUGACAAACGGCGAGUCGCAUGCCGAGGCGACCAGCUCGACCUGGCUCGAGAAGUUCAUGUUGAAGCAUCGCAUUGGCCCGGGCAGGCUGAUCCGCCGCGCUUCAGAGACCAACAUUCCGGACAGUACCCGUGCGUCUGGUUCACCGUCGCUGGCGCCAUCCCAACCAUCAAGCGCCAUUUCACCUGCUUCUCCUUUAGGCCAUCUGUCCUUGUCUCCCUUGUCGGCAAACAAGAGUGACGAGGAAAAGGAGAGCAUGAGCAGUUUCAUCGACUUCGCCGCCGAUGGGACCUACAAACACUCGACCUCACAGAGCACGACUUCACUCAACGGCGCCUUCUCCGAUGCGGCGACGCCGUCCUUCGCUGGGAGUGCUCUAAGCCCCGCGGCCUCGUUCAACUUCUCCCCCGACCCAAACGUUGGAGCCUUCAUUUCCGGAGACCAGACCCGGCAAACACUGCCGCAAGGCACGGGGUUUCAACGACCACGGAGCCAGACGUUUCCCACGCUGGACCUCGAGUACAUGAAUCAACCUCCGUCGGCGGAACCCGCCACUCCAAGGUAUCAUGUCCCUUCCACUGCACCAUCAUCGGCCCUAGAAUCGUCCAGCAACGGCCCGAGUUUCAGUUUUGAACAGGCCGUCUCCCCGCCUCAGCUCCGUCACAGCAGCAGCAACAGCAGUAUUACCGGCAGGUCAACAACCACGCCCAUCACGUCCGGUGCGGUCGGUUCGUCUCCAGGGUCGCCAACGCAGGAAGAUGCGCGGAGGGCCGCCGACACUCUGCUAUCGUUCAUCACGAGCGCCAGCGGCUUUGUGGACCAGAACGAGUACAUGACAGUCGUGAGGUUGACCGAGAAGCUGCGCCUGCACCAAAGCCAACUCGCCAAAGCCGUAGCUCAUGGAAUGGGAGGGCUGUCAAGAAUCCCGGAAGGCGACAGCGAGAUGCCCAAUGCCCCACCAGUCAUGUUGAAGAUGGAACCGACAAUGAGCGCCUAG
This is a messenger RNA of Parathielavia appendiculata, 1716 nucleotides long. RefSeq lists its product as uncharacterized. The transcript is spliced from 2 exons. Gene Ontology annotation, molecular function: DNA binding. The coding region runs from base 1 to 1716 and encodes 571 amino acids. The record is from RefSeq and is a predicted model, not a curated record. Lineage: Eukaryota; Fungi; Ascomycota; Sordariomycetes; Sordariales; Chaetomiaceae.